UUCUUUCUGAGUUUACGACAACCUUUAAUUCAUUCCAUAAAUUUCCUGGUUGCGAACUCACCUUGACAAUUCUUUAAAUCGUCAUCCUCCGUAUCGGCUCGUUUCCUUUGAUCUGCAUCGUCGUCGUCGAUACGACGCGUUAAAGUUCACACCAGCUCGAACUCCACAAUGACGGCUGCAAGUGCCGAGAUGGCGUCGUACAACACGUCCGGCGGAGAGGCCGCCAAUUACGACUCCAAUGCCGAACCACCGCCUCAACAACCGCAAUAUGGUCAGCAAUACGGACGAGCCCCUCCCGGCCCAUCACCGCAACAGGGCUACCAAUACGGCGACAAACCCUUGUUUGACCAGACCUUCAAGGUCGUAAGACCCAAAUGGAACGACCUAUGGGCUGCAAUUCUAUUUCUUAUCGUCGUUGCGGGCUUUGUUGUCGUCUCUGGCAUCUCAAUUCAAGGUUACUCCGCAACGAAGCUCUACAACGGUAGUGGUAUAUAUGACGGCGCCCAAGCCGUCGGGCUAAACACCAAUACUAUCGUAAUGUUUGUCUUCUGUCUUUGCAUAGCUAUGGUAUUCAGCUACGCCUACGUCUGGCUGGCCCGAGCAUUUCCGAAGCAGUUCAUCUGGAUCACUGGCAUUCUCAACAUCGUCUUCGGCCUCGUCACGGCUAUCUACAUGCUGUACCGCAAAUACUAUUCAGGGGGUAUCGUCUUUCUCAUCUUCGUUGCCUUCCUCGUCUUCGCUUUUAUCACCUGGAUCCCUCGCAUCCCCUUCAGCGCCUUGAUGCUGAAAACAUCCAUCGGUGUCUCCAAGACGUAUGGUCAUGUCUACCUCGUUAGCUUUCUCGGCGGCCUGCUCGCAACCGCUCUCGCUGCCUGGUAUAGCGUCACCUUUGUGGCAGUCUAUGUUAAAUACCAGCCAGGCCAAAACCCAGCUUGUAGACAAGGCGUAGGCGGCUGCAGUUCGGCCAAAGUUACUGGUCUGUUGGUCUUUAUCACCUUCGCUAUGUAUUGGAUUUCCGAGUGGCUCAAGAACACCAUCCAUACUAGUAUAUCGGGAGUGUACGGCUCGUGGUACUUUCAUCCUCAUAACCCGCCUCGAGGCGCCACAAUGGGUGCCCUGAAGAGGUCUCUGACCUACAGUUUUGGAAGUAUUAGCUUAGGCAGCUUGAUUGUGGCCAUCAUCAACCUCCUUCGCCAACUUUGUUCAGUUGCCAGACAAAGCGAUGCGGCACAGGGGAACAUCCUGGGAAGCAUCAUGUUCUGUAUUCUUGGCUGUUUCAUCAGCAUCCUUGAAUGGGCUGUCCAGUUCCUCAAUCGUUACGCUUUUUCAUACAUCGCGUUGUACGGAAAGGCUUACAUUCCAGCUGCCAAGGACACGUGGAACAUGAUCAAACAACGGGGUAUUGAUGCUCUCAUCAACGAAUGCCUUAUCGGCCCUGUACUGAGUAUGGGAGCAACCUUCGUGGGUUAUGCAUGCGCUUUGAUGUCCUACCUCUACCUGGUAUUCACAAGCCCUGCUUACAACGCUGAUGGAGCAUACACACCCGUUGUUGUGGUUAUUUCGUUCCUCAUCGGCCUUCAGAUCUGCAAUAUCUUCACAACCCCGAUCGGCAGUGGCAUCGACACGAUAUUUGUCGCUACAGCGUGGGAACCAGAGGUUCUAAUGAGAGAGCAUCCGGAACUGUACCAGGAGAUGGUUCGCGUGUAUCCGCAUGUGCAGGUUGCGAUUCACGCUUAAAUCUAAACCUUCAACUUAGUACUUGGAGUGAGUAGCGAGCGGAGGUGCUGCAAAUCACACGAACCUACUUCACUGAUAGGGGCCAUCCCAGUGCUAGGACAUUACUGCGCAGAUUAGCAGUAGUGAUGAGAUAAUAUUCCAUAGAACGAAUCAUAAGUGUCAAG
Molecule: messenger RNA, 1901 nt
Organism: Pseudomassariella vexata
Lineage: Eukaryota; Fungi; Ascomycota; Sordariomycetes; Amphisphaeriales; Pseudomassariaceae
Product: plasma-membrane choline transporter-domain-containing protein
Exons: 6
Coding region: 169-1737 (522 amino acids)
Biological process (GO): transmembrane transport
Cellular component (GO): plasma membrane
Molecular function (GO): transmembrane transporter activity
Source: RefSeq, a predicted model, not a curated record